AAGACAAAAUAUUUUGAUUAUUAUUUAAUGUUUUGUUUAAAAGAAGACCUCUUGCAGAUUCGACCCUGUCUCUUCAAAAAGAAAGUGCGGUACUAUCUUUGUGUUACUUUGACUACGACAAACAGAGUGGCGUCCCUUGGAUAACAGGAAGCGACCGAAAGUAGCCAAGUUUUCGGAGUCUGCAAUGGCUUGACUGAUGAGAACGACAGAAGGGUUUGAAGAUGGCGACGUCUGGCAGUAAACCAGAGCCAGGGGCUUCUUUUGACUCAGUGAUCCCCAAGGACAAGGUUGUGAAAGGAGAGAAACUCGGUGAGAUCAAGGUGAUGUUGGACGGCCUGAAGAAAUCGGACCCUGUCCACGCUAACUAUGAAAAAGACACCAGGCGUAUUCGAACCUGGUGUGAGAUGGGAAAGAGGCGGUACUCUUUCUCCUAUGAGUUUCCUGAAGAUGCUGAAAUUGAUCCAUUGUCUGUGGACGUCCCAGAAAAGGAGAGGAGUAAAGGAAAGUUCAAGAUCUUCUUUAAGAAGAAAACAGACUUCCAGCUGCGAGAUAUUUGGACAAAGUGAUGGAAUUGAAGCAUGACGAACAGCACAGAUAAACCUGAUGUCCUAUUCAUCUUCUACAUAUCAUGCCAUCACUCAUGUCACCAGUCAUGGCAUGUUUUCUAUGAACAAAGAAGAGCUCCUGUCGGCAAAAAAACUUUGGUCCAAAUCAUUUUGUUAAAUAACUACUGUUAUUUUUAUGUGUAAUUUUGUUUUCAAAUGUCUCUAACUUAAUUAUUUCUCUAACUUGAUUAAUUCUCUAAAAUUAUUAAUUAUGUCUAUGUUAUUGUGAUUUUAUUGAUUAUUCAAUCAAAUUUGAGUAUUUCCCAUAGGCAUGGUAGAAUUGCAUGUUGUUGCAGUAGAAUUUAUCAGAGAUAUUUAAGAUAAUGCAGCCAUCUUCACUGAUGAGAGGAUCUUCAUUUAUGAAGCAUUCAAGAAUUUAUUAUAAUCAGCUAGACUAGUCAGGAUAUUUAUGCAAUAAACUGUAUUAUCAUACCUCCAUGUCAGAAUGAUGAGAUGUGAUUGGUCUGAUUGAUCUUGAUAUAAUACAAUGUAUCCCACCUUGGAGGGGAAUAAAUUUCUCAGCGGGAGAAUAAAUCCCUUAUACCCCACCAUGAGCAAGUCAGGCUGCACGUGGAUUUCUGAGAGGCAGAAUAAAUCCCUUGUAUCCCGCUUCCAUGCAAAAAGUUGCAUGCUUUUUCCAAGUCAAUGAAAGUCACGUGAAAGCACAAGUUGACGUCAGCUCAAUCGAACCGCUGUUUUCUCGUAAUUUUCAAUAUGUUUUAAUGCUUUUUACAAUGUCAUAUUAAAACAUUUUGGUAAGAUAAAUUCGUUAUAGCAGGAUCGCUCUGGGUACAAUGUACAUGGGGUUUUAUUUGUCCCACGUUUGGUUUUAUACGAGCUGGAGGCGAGCUGUAUGAAACCGAACAGGGGACGCAUAAAACCCCAUGUACCCUGAGUGAUCCUGCGACAACUUGUUCUAUGUACUGUGUGUCACUGUCAGACUAUACAUGCUAUAGGACCUCUAUUAUGACCAUGUUUAUGUGUGGAGUCACGAGGGAUGUGAUGCUGUAAGGCACCACCAGCUGCUGUGCUGAAGCGGUCUGUCAGCUGUUCCAGGAACCAAGGUCAUGGGUUUGAAUCCCAGAUUGGCCCUAAAUACAGUGUUCCCGUUACCGGUAAUUACCAGUUUAUGUCCAGUAAAAUUAGGCUUGGACCUGUUAUUCAUGUGACUGCCGGUCCCUGUGGACUGGUAAAUAAAGUCCUAUUGUCUAUUUUUAGUGCAAGGAAAUAACAUUUCGCUUUCCUUUGAGGUUAAAUAUCCAUUUGAAGCAACUUAGUCUCAAACCAAAGUGAAAUAUACUGUGGAAAAAGAGAAAAUAGUGACUGAACUUUGACAUGUAGAUCUAACUAAGUUACUUUAGGGAUAACGUCCGUGAAAAUGUCAGACAUGAACAUACAGUGCAUUGAACAUGAUGUUGAAAGCGUUAAAACCAGGUAAUUUUCAAAAGGUGUUUUUUGUGUUCAAAGUUGGGAUUAACAAAAUUUGGGAGAGACUAGUUUGUUUUUAGGGAUGCCAGCCCACUGGGACUGGCAGUUUAAAAAGUCAGUGAGAACACUGGAUUAUCAUGCUAGACUUGGGGGCAGUUAACCCUCACUUGUGGGCUUCAUCACGUGGAAAACUUCCAAGACCUGCGGGGGCACGGGUGGCCCAGUCGUCUAAGGCGCCGCGAUUCGCUGUGCAGAGUUGCGUCCCUUGGGCACGCCAGAAACCUAUGAUUGUGGGUUCGAAUCCCGGUUCGCCCCAAUUAUGUUUCUAGGUUUGUCAGCACCAUACCCGUGCUCGUGGGUUUCACCGAAGUGGUAAACGUCUGAGACCUGCAUCACUUCGGGCUUUCCUCCCACAUUAAGCUGACACGCCGUGAUAUAACUGGAAUACUGUUAAAAGCAGCGUUAAACCCAACUCACUCACACUCCAAGACCUGCAUCAACUCUGGCUUUCCUCCCAUACGAGGUGACAAAAUGGUGAUGGAGCCAACUUGCCUUUGCACAUGUUGAUUCAAUUGACAAUGUGACAAAAUAUAUCUUCAGAUGUCAACAUUUUCCCAAUUAAGUUUUUGUGAAUGCGUGGGUAUGUCUCAAAACUAGAAGAAUCAAUAUUUUAUACUACAAAAUAUUUUAUACUUUUGAACUGGUCCCUGCUCUGACCUUGACAGUUCAACUUCCCAGGUUAUGCCUUACUGCUUAUUUGUACUUGUGAUAAGAUCUGAUUACUUUUUUGACUUGCAAAUAAUGUUGACCUCCAUGUCAAAUGCUGUUUAAACUAUUGUUUACUCGAAGUGUAUUUGGAUCUGGCUAAAAUCAAACAUUUUAACAGAUCCUUUAAUUUUAGUUGUGAUUUUAUGGUGUUUUACUCUUUUAACAUGUUUAAGUCUUCUUUUCAUAUCAUUUGUCAUGUGAUUUGUGUAGGACUUAUCUAUCAACCAGUGCUACAGACUGAAGGCAUCCAUAGAGGCAAAACCACAUCGAGAGUCCGGUCGAUAUACGUCCCCAGCCUAAGGCCUGUUAGAGCUGGUGAAUGUGGAUUGGGUGGUUGCUGCAGGUGACCUCGGUAUUUGUAUGUUACCCUGAAGCAUGGCUUGUUUAGCACACUCUCAACCACUCGUUUGCCUGGCCCAGAAUUGAUUUUUUCAGGGACGAGCAGUUGGGAUACUGUUGUGGCAUAAAAUAGUAUUCACACAGGACCACUUACCUUUAGUUUGUAUUUUUGGGGGCGGUCAGGUAGCCUAGUGGUUAAAGUGUUCGCUCUUCACGCCGAAGACCCGGUUUCUAUUCCCGACAUGGGUACAAUGUGUGAAGCCCAUUUCUGGUGUCCCUCGCCGUGAUAUUGCUGGAAUAUUGCUAAAAGCGGCGUAAAACCAUACUCACUCACUCACUCACUAGUUUGUUUUUGUGUAUUUUCUUCUCCUACCAGAUUGUAGUGUCACCUUGAAUGCAGUCUAUGGAAUGCGCUUAGUUUUUUAAGAUUGAUGAAUAGAAGCAAUCAAACUUUUUCUAUGAUCAUAGAGAUCUCUAAAAGAGUCCAUUGUAUCUGAUGAUAUCCAAUUUUCAACGUCUUGGUAUUUGAUGUUUUUGCCAUGACAGCUAGUAACAGCUUUGAUCAAACAAGCCCCACAGAUAGUCAACUAGCCCAAUCUGUACAAAGCUGAUGCUUCGAAAUACUUUAGCUUGUUUUUGAUCUGGAUUGUCAGAUGUUUUGAACUUUUUUUUAUAUUAUUGUUUUAGUCAUGUUAACUCAUACCUUACAAUCUGAGGAGUGACAUUGGUUCCUUAGUACACAGGGGAAUGGAACAGAGAGGUUUGACAUCCAUUGCUUUCUUCCACAAAGCAGUGAUCUUAGCACUAAGAGGAUCGAAACUCCAAUACUAAAUCAUGGACUUACAUCAAUUGUAGAGCUGAGAUUGCUUCGUGGAAGGUCCUGAUACUGAUGUGGAAGAUGUGGAAGAUGUUGAAUGUUGUAAUUUCAAUCUCUUCGAAAGCAGUCACAGAUACUGUUUGAAGAUGGCAUAUGAAAUAAAUCCAUGCCAUGGAAUUUCAGGGAUGAUUGAUUGAUUGAUUAAAUUGUUUGUUGUUUAA
Molecule: messenger RNA, 4178 nt
Organism: Haliotis rufescens (red abalone)
Lineage: Eukaryota; Metazoa; Mollusca; Gastropoda; Lepetellida; Haliotidae
Exons: 5
Coding region: 222-566 (114 amino acids)
Source: RefSeq, a predicted model, not a curated record